AUGACUGACUUCGGACUAAAUGCUAAAUAUUUAACUUGGCAAGGGUACGACAAAGCGGCAAGAAUGAGUAGCAUAUAUAAUGGUGUACACAAAAAAAAAUUGUAUAGGUAUUACACAAUAUUAUACAUAAUUUUUUCGGUUAUCCAAAAAAACAAAGUAUUUUGCAACUGUCAGCAGAAGAAGUAUUUCCACAGAUUAAUCGUUUUAAACUAAAAAAUCUAUGUGCAACUCAAUGGGUCGAUCUCCAUGAUGCAGUUAUAAUAUUUGAAGAACUUCAAACAGAUAUUUUACAUGCACUAGAUGAAAUUACACUUAGGACAGAUUCUAACACUUCUAGUUCUGCAAGUCAUCUUCUUACUGCGAUAAAACAGUUAAAAUUUCAAACAGCUUUAUCUAUUUUAGUGAAAAUACUUUCCAUUAGUUUUCCUCUUAGUCGAUAUGUUCAAACAGUAAAUCUUGAUUUAAAAACUGCACUAGAAGCUUCAUCUAAUGUUCAAAAUAAUACUCAGGAUAUUAGAAAAAAUAGUAAUAUAGAGUUUCAACAUAUAUGUUUAUCUAUAAUUGUCUAUGAAAUAUUUGAUAUUACUGUUAGAUUGACGUGA
Messenger RNA from Cinara cedri, 602 nucleotides. Lineage: Eukaryota; Metazoa; Arthropoda; Insecta; Hemiptera; Aphididae. The record is from the annotation of a GenBank genome assembly.